Molecule: messenger RNA, 5946 nt
Organism: Serendipita indica DSM 11827
Lineage: Eukaryota; Fungi; Basidiomycota; Agaricomycetes; Sebacinales; Serendipitaceae
Source: the annotation of a GenBank genome assembly
AUGCUCAAAACUCGUUUACGUCUGAGAAACAUCCUGCGUCGCUCCCCAUCGCCGCAGAAGAAGGGCGAAUCCACACCUGGACCUCUGGAUCCGCCCAAGAGUAGCAGGCCAUCAUCUUUGAAGCUCGAGUCGAAGAUAGAUAAUCUCGGGGUUCUGGAAAUUGCUUCUGGGACUAACCCUACCGUCGAUAUUAUCGCUAUCCAUGGUUUGCAAGGACAUAGAGAGAAGACGUGGACGACAGAUGGAGGGGUCUUGUGGCUACGUGACCUCUUGCCUACCGACAUAUCCAACGCUCGAAUUCUUCUAUAUGGUUACGACGCCGACACUCGCAGUACAGAAUGCGUAUCAACUCUGACUAUGCGUCGACAUGCCGAGACACUGGCUCAGGCACUCUCACGGAUGCGGAAAGACAAUCCUCGACGUCCGAUCAUUUUCGUAGCACACGACCUAGGGGGUAUCAUUCUCAAAUGGGCUCUCGUCAUUUGUCAUAAUCAGAGUUUGGCAUCCAAGGGCGAGCUCCGGGACAUUCUUGUAUCCACGCAUGCCAUCUUAUUCUUCGGGACCCCUCACUCUGGCCUCGACAGUACUAGCGUCCUCGAGGCAAUCAACCGCUUGGCAUCGGCCUAUAUGGAAACAACAGACAUUCUCCUCAAGGACCUUCGACCCCAUUCAUCUGAACUAGAGAAUAUCCAGAGUCUGUACCUCGCGGCGAGCGAGAAUAUCAACAGCAUCUUCUUCUGCGCGGAAUAUGCGACAUCCGGUAUUGGGAAUCGAGAAGACUUGGUGAAUGUUUCAUAUCACUCGGCCACUAUAUCUGGCGACCGCAAGGCGACGACAACGAUCCUUCAUGCGAAUCACCGCGAUUUAGUUCGAUUCUCAUCCAAGGAGGACGACAACUAUAAGACGAUUCACCACCAUCUCAAAGACUAUGUCGACAGCGCGUCUGCUGCGGUACAGGAGAAGUGGAUUACAGAGGACAGCUGUCGCAGUGCGGCAAAGGGAGAGGUCAUCUCUCAGGAAAUGAUAGUGGCGAAGCCCUGUCCACCGGUGUCAAGGAGCUAUGUCGAGAGAAAGGAGAUUCAGUCCCUGAUCACACAGAAGCUGCUUCCGGGGAGCGUACAAGAUCAACUGCGGUGUAUACUACAUGGAAUCGGGGGUUCAGGCAAAACUCAACUCGCAACCAGCUGGGUUCGGAAGCAUGGUUCCAGCUUCAGUCGGGUGAUUUUCGUUGACGCUUCCAGUCAAACGCAGAUAGAAGCAGACUUGGAACGGUCGAUUCGCUCAUUGGGGGCAGAGUACAACAAGAUGACCUGGAAGGAUGCAGUCGCCUACCUCGGCGGCAAGGAAAGGGGCUGGCUGCUGUUUAUCGACAAUGCCGACUCGCCAGAUCUCAACCUCCGCCCAUAUCUCCCUGUUUGCGUCCAUGGAGCAAUUCUAAUCACCACAAGGAACAGCGAGUGCAUAAGCUACGCUCCGGAUGGUGCUGUUCCUGUUGGUGGACUGGAGGAGAAUGAGGCAAUCAAUCUCCUUCAUAAGCUCGCUAAUGUCACACCCACGUCCGAUACCAAGUCUGUGGAGAUUGUUCAGGAGCUAGGGAUGCUGGCGCUGGCGAUUACUCAAGCGGGGUCAUAUAUUCGCAAGACACGCCGGCUCGACACGUACCUUGAUACGUUGCGAAGUCAUCGAAAGCGACUUCUACGGAAGCAGCCAGAUAUCGGGAAUGAAUAUACAUCCUCGACGUACGCUGCAUUCGACCUGUCUUUCCAAACCCUACCGACAAAGACACAAGAGCUCCUAAAGCUGUGUGCAUUUCUUCACCAUUCGGAUAUUCCGAUCUCUUUGUUCCAGCACUCGACAGAGGCCGGUUUCGCAAUAUACACGGUCCUGGACGAUUAUCCUCCCCCUGAGGGUGACAAAUCAGUCAUCCAGAAGCUCAAGGAGAUUCUGGGCUCAACGUGGGACGAGGUCGAAUUCCAAGAGAUCGUGGAAUCGGCUACACGCGCAUCAUUUAUCCAUGUUUCGACUGAUGGACUAUUCUACGCCGUCCACCCACUACUUCAGAUGUACAUCAAGGAUUGUUCUAGUCAGGAGGAUAAUCGAGAGUACGCGCGUGCGACUACUCAACUGAUACUUGGUGCGAUCCGGCCAGUUGAGGGUAGCAAUGCGCGGUUUUGGCAACUACUUCCACACGCCACCAAGAUCCCACAAUCGGUGCAAUCAGAGAAUAUGGCACACGCAUUGGCGUUCUAUAAGCUUUAUCAUCCAUUGGGUGACUGGAAGACUUGUCGAGAACUGUUAGAGACUGCGUUUUACCAAGUUCAGCAGGAUCAUGGUCUAAAGCAUAAAAGUUCGAUGUGGGUGAUGGGUAAACUUGGUAGUGCGUUGUAUAGUUGCGGUCAAUUGGAUGAGGCAGAAAAGAUGGAGCGAGAGGUACUCGCUCUGCGGCUGGAGAUUCUUGGACCACGUCAUCCAGACACCAUUUCAGCAAUGGGAAACCUUGCAACCACCUUGCACUCCCGUGGUCAGCUGGACGAGGCAGAAAAGAUGAAGCGAGAUGUACUCGCUCUGCAGCUGGAGAUUCUUGGACCACGUCAUUCAGACACCAUUUUGUCAAUGAACAACCUUGCAGCCACCUUGCACUCCCGUGGUCAGCUGGACGAGGCAGAAAAGAUGAAGCGAGAUGUACUCGCUCUGCGGCUGGAGAUUCUUGGACCACGGCAUCCAGACACCAUUUCUGCAAUGGGAAACCUUGCAACCACCUUGCACUCCCGUGGUCAGCUGGACGAGGCAGAAAAGAUGAAGCGAGAUGUACUCGCUCUGCGGCUGGAGAUUCUUGGACCACGUCAUCCAGACACCAUUUCUGCAAUGGGAAACCUUGCAGCCACCUUGCACUCCCGUGGUCAGCUGGACGAGGCAGAAAAGAUGAAGCGAGAUGUACUCGCUCUGCAGCUGGAGAUUCUUGGACCACGGCAUCCAGACACCAUUUCUGCAAUGGGAAACCUUGCAACCACCUUGCACUCCCGUGGUCAGCUGGACGAGGCAGAAAAGAUUCUGCGAGAUGUACUCGCUCUGCGGCUGGAGAUUCUUGGACCACGGCAUCCAGACACCAUUUCUGCAAUGGGAAACCUUGCAACCACCUUGCACUCCCGUGGUCAGCUGGACGAGGCAGAAAAGAUGAAGCGAGAUGUACUCGCUCUGCAGCUGGAGAUUCUUGGACCACGGCAUCCAGACACCAUUUCUGCAAUGGGAAACCUUGCAACCACCUUGCACUCCCGUGGUCAGCUGGACGAGGCAGAAAAGAUGAAGCGAGAUGUACUCGCUCUGCAGCUGGAGAUUCUUGGACCACGUCAUCCAGACACCAUUUCUGCAAUGGGAAACCUUGCAACCACCUUGCACUCCCGUGGUCAGCUGGACGAGGCAGAAAAGAUGAAGCGAGAUGUACUCGCUCUGCGGCUGGAGAUUCUUGGACCACGGCAUCCAGACACCAUUUCUGCAAUGGGAAACCUUGCAGCCACCUUGCACUCCCGUGGUCAGCUGGACGAGGCAGAAAAGAUUCUGCGAGAUGUACUCGCUCUGCGGCUGGAGAUUCUUGGACCACGCCAUUCAGGCACCAUUUCUGCAAUGGGAAACCUUGCAACCACCUUGCACUCCCGUGGUCAGCUGGACGAGGCAGAAAAGAUGAAGCGAGAUGUACUCGCUCUGCAGCUGGAUAUUCUUGGACCACGGCAUCCAGACACCAUUUCUGCAAUGGGAAACCUUGCAACCACCUUGCACUCCCGUGGUCAGCUGGACGAGGCAGAAAAGAUGAAGCGAGAUGUACUCGCUCUGCGGCUGGAGAUUCUUGGACCACGUCAUCCAGACACCAUUUUGUCAAUGAACAACCUUGCAACCACCUUGCACUCCCGUGGUCAGCUGGACGAGGCAGAAAAGAUGAAGCGAGAUGUACUCGCUCUGCGGCUGGAGAUUCUUGGACCACGGCAUCCAGACACCAUUUCUGCAAUGGGAAACCUUGCAACCACCUUGCACUCCCGUGGUCAGCUGGACGAGGCAGAAAAGAUGAAGCGAGAUGUACUCGCUCUGCGGCUGGAGAUUCUUGGACCACGGCAUCCAGACACCAUUUCUGCAAUGGGAAACCUUGCAGCCACCUUGCACUCCCGUGGUCAGCUGGACGAGGCAGAAAAGAUGAAGCGAGAUGUACUCGCUCUGCAGCUGGAGAUUCUUGGACCACGGCAUCCAGACACCAUUUCUGCAAUGGGAAACCUUGCAACCACCUUGCACUCCCGUGGUCAGCUGGACGAGGCAGAAAAGAUGAAGCGAGAUGUACUCGCUCUGCAGCUGGAUAUUCUUGGACCACGGCAUCCAGACACCAUUUCUGCAAUGGGAAACCUUGCAACCACCUUGCACUCCCGUGGUCAGCUGGACGAGGCAGAAAAGAUGAAGCGAGAUGUACUCGCUCUGCGGCUGGAGAUCCUUGGACCACGUCAUCCAGACACCAUUUUGUCAAUGAACAACCUUGCAGCCACCUUGCACUCCCGUGGUCAGCUGGACGAGGCAGAAAAGAUGAAGCGAGAUGUACUCGCUCUGCAGCUGGAGAUUCUUGGACCACGGCAUUCAGGCACCAUUCGAGCAAUGAACAACCUUGCAACGACCUUGCACUCCCGUGGUCAGCUGGACGAGGCAGAAAAGAUGAAGCGAGAUGUACUCGCUCUGCAGCUGGAGAUUCUUGGACCACGGCAUCCAGACACCAUUUCUGCGAUGACCAAUCUUGCCAACGUUCUAUAUCAACGUGAUCGACUGGAAGAAGCAGAGAAAAUAGAGCGAGAGAUCCUUUCUCUGCGCCAUGAGAUUCUUGGACAACGUCAUCCAGAAUCGCUCAACGCCUCUUAUAGCCUCUGUAUGACAUUAUGCAAGGGCGGCCAACUUGAAGAGGCUGCCACGCUCUUACAAGAGACCAUAGGAAUAUGUAUUGAAGAAUUUGGGAAAGAUGACCGUUACAAGGAGUUUCUCAAGCUUAUUGUGCCCAACCAACCUGAACGUCGACGCUCAAAGAGCUGCCAGCGCAGGUUGAACCCUGCCGCCAUCUCCGGAACAGCCAUGGGGCUCCUCGACAUUCUCCUUCAAGUCUUCCAGCUUCUUUGUGGCUCUCAAAAGCCCACAAAACAGGAAUCCCAGGCUCCAAACGCUGGAUAUCCAGGAGCUCAGCAACCCUCGGCCCCACAACACGCCCAACAGCCCACAUACCAACCACCAGCGCACCCAAAACCACCUCAGCAAUACCAACAGAAGCCUACAAAGUCACAUAAACCUCCCUCUCCACCGUCUGGUCAACAUGCUCCGAGCGGCCGUCCACCCAGACCCCUCCACCAGCGCGUCGUGCGUGUGGACGAGAAUCAAGUCAACCAACAUAACCCACAUUAUCUCGACUUGCGGAAACGUGCGAACCAGGCGGGGGAUGCGAUGGGACGUGCAUUUGAGGAUAGCAAGCGGGCGUACGAGUCUGGUGAUGGGGCACGCGCAAAGCAACUGUCCGAGGAGGGCAAGCGGCACAAGGCAGAGAUGGAGGAACUGAAUCGACAAGCUUGCGAUUGGAUAUUCCAUGCAAACAAUACCGACUCUGCACUCAACGAGGUCGAUCUGCACGGGCUCUAUGUGAAAGAGGCGAUAGCUCGAUCUGAGCAGGCCAUUCAGGCAGCUCAGCAACGUGGCGACUCGGACAUUCAUUUCAUCGUUGGCAAAGGAUUGCAUUCUCAGGGCCAUGUCGCCAAACUGAAACCAGCGAUCGAGGAGCUCAUGGUCAAAUACCAGUUGGCUGCACAAAUCGACCCAAACAAUGCUGGUGUCCUUAUUGUCCAGCUCAACGGUCCUCAACGUGGCGAGCGAGGCAUGGGGGUUGACGAGAUCCAGCGCCGCUUGGAGAGGGACGACGAGCAAUGCGUGGCCAUGUAG